ACUGCUGGAUGGACAGACACAGUGAUCACGACAAGCAGGCUUUGAAAAAGCCUUUCCUCGCUGACUGCAGACCUGUGAAGAGAAGCGAGUCUGCACUAACCUCACAGAGGCUUGGCAAGAGUAGAGAAGAUGGCCGGAGAGGAGAAUGGCCAGUUGGGGGACCGGGGGGCCUCACUGGGCAGAGCUGUGGAGAGGAAGAGGUACACCCCGGUGCUUUUAGAAGAGCAGGAGAAGGAGGCGGAAGACCUCAGGUCUGUACUGACCAGGAAACUCAAAAAGAAAUGCCUUUGCAGCCCGAGCCGAGCCAAAGAGCUGGUGCUGGGGUUCUUCCCCAUUCUUAGCUGGUUGCCCCAAUACAGGCCUAAGGAGUGGCUCUUGGGGGACGUGAUGUCCGGCUUGAUCGUGGCUAUCCUCCUGGUGCCCCAGUCCAUCGCUUACUCCCUCCUGGCUGGCCAGGAACCUGUCUACGGCCUCUACACCUCCUUCUUCUCCUGCAUCAUCUAUGCGGUGCUGGCCUCCUCACGCCAUGUCUCUGUUGGGAUAUUCGGCGUGCUUUGUCUGCUGGUGGGCCAGGUGGUGGACAGGGAACUGCUAGCAGCCGGCUACACCUCUGAAGGGGGUAGAAACCAGACCGGGAUGACUGGAGCAGGGAACCUCACUGCAGGGAUGACCUGCGACCAGAGCUGCUAUGCCGUAGCUGUGGCAACCAUGCUCACCUUCAUGGCAGGGUUGUAUCAAGUGCUGAUGGGGAUUUUCCAGGUGGGUUUUGUCUCGGUGUACCUGUCCGACUCCCUCCUGAGUGGUUUUGCCACGGGGGCCUCCCUCACCAUCCUCACCUCCCAGAUGAGGCACCUUCUGGGGCUCAAGCUGCCGCGGGUGCAGGGCCUGGGCUCCCUGGUGAAAACCUGGGUCAGCCUCUUCCAGAACCUAAAGGACACCAACCUGUGCGACCUCGUCACCAGCCUGCUGUGCUUGCUGGUGCUGGUGCCCACCAAGGAGUUGAACAACCGCUACAAGGCCAAGCUCAAGGCACCAAUCCCCAUGGAGCUGCUGGUGGUCAUCGUGGCCACCCUGGCCUCCCACUAUGGCCGCUUUGAGGAGCGGUUCCACUCCGGCGUGGCGGGCAACAUCUCCACAGGGUUCCAGCCCCCACAGAUGCCCGACUGGUCCCUGAUCCCCAACGUGGCCCUCGACGCCUUCUCCAUCGCAAUUAUCGGCUUUGCCAUCACCGUCUCCCUCUCUGAGAUGUUCGCCAAGAAGCACGGCUACACCGUGGACGCCAACCAGGAGAUGUACGCCAUCGGCUUCUGCAACAUCCUGCCUUCCUUUUUCCGCUGCUUCACCACCAGCGCCGCGCUCACCAAGACAUUAGUCAAGGAUUCCACUGGCUGCAACACACAGCUCUCCAGCUUGGUCACCGCCCUGGUGCUGCUGCUGGUGCUGCUGGUCAUCGCCCCCCUCUUCUACUCCCUGCAGAAGUGUGUGCUGGGUGUCAUCAUCAUCGUGAACCUGAGGGGGGCGCUGCGCAAGUUCGGUGAGAUUCCCCAGAUGUGGCGGGUGAACCGUGUGGACGCAGCCAUCUGGCUGGUCACCAUGGCAACCUCAGCCCUGGCCAACACAGAGCUGGGCCUGCUGGUGGGCGUGGUGUUCUCUGCGUUCUGCGUAAUAGCUCGCACUCAAAGGGCUCGGGCAGCUGAGCUGGGCCAGGCAGGCGAAACCGGUCUCUACGAAGACCUGAGCGUCUACAGAGGCCUGCAAGCCCACGCCGGCUUCAUCGUCUUCCGCUUCGAGGCUCCCGUCUACUACGCCAACCAAUCCCUGUUCAAGAAAGCGCUUUACCGCUGCUCAGGGCUGGACCCUGCCAAGGAGGCAGCCCUGCGGAAAAAAGAGCAGCAGCAGCAGAAAAAGAAGGAGAAGGACAACAAAAAAGAGAAAGAGGCUGGGCUAGAGGGCAAGGGAGAGGCUAGUCCAGACAGCGCAGUGGCCACAGUGGCUCAGGUUAUUGUGCCAGAGAAGUGCAGUUUUCACACAUUGGUCGUCGACUGCAGUCCAGUGCUGUUUCUGGACACGGCCGGCGUGAAUGCUUUGAAGGAGAUUUACAGAGACUAUAAAGAGCUGGGAGUUGAGGUGCUGCUGGCCCAGUGCAAUCCCUCAGUACUGGACUCGCUUCGCAGGGGGGGCUAUCUGCAGCAGGGCAGCGAUGAUGCACGGCUGGUGUUUUGUACCAUCAGUGAUGCCAUAGGAUCCACUCAGAGUUACUGCACUUAGAAUGGAGGCUGUGAUAUAGACUCCCACUGCUGAACAUGAUACUAGUAACAUUCAGACAUCCAUAAAAUACAAAAUAUAUACAGUAGAGAGAUAGCUGUUCUGCAAUAUGGAGUGCCUUAUAAAGCUGUGUAUUUCAGAGUUUAAAGAUGUACUGUCACAGUGAGUCAGUAUAUCUUUAGUUAUUUGGCUCUGGGUAAUCAAAAAGCCAGUGGGUAUGUGCUUUGUAAAAAUGAAUCAAGUGCUUUGUAAAGGUCUGAGAUUUUUUUGCAGGGAAUAAUAUACUUAUGUUAAUCCCUCCAGUUCUUCAAAGUAAUAGAAUUAUAUCAUUGUUAAAUUUCCUUAUAUAUAGAGCAUGCACAUAGAGUAAUGUGUGGGUCACAAUCUAUCAUCACACAGUACCAGGUCUCAAGUUGCGCUUUUGUAUUACCAGCCCUAACCCAUCGAGAGACGUGUAUUGUCGUAUGCGAAUAUUUUCUGACCCCUAUGUUAUUUUAUAUAUUCUGUUACAAUGGCGGUUUGUUUAAAUUAAGCUGUUGAGCAGGGAAUGACGUGAUGUAGGAACAUGUACAUUAUAGGAAUAAAGUUUUUUCAGGUACCUGCGCAUGUACAUGAAGAUUACAAGAACAUGUUGUUUUCAGUAUAGCAUUCUGUUACCAUAGCAAGUGUUUUGGUGUAUGAAAUGUGAAAUUACUGCAUGCUGCACCAAAGCAGAACAAGUUCUGAAAUACAUAUUACAAGAAGUUAUUACAAGUCCAGGACUUGACUUGUUAAAUGAGUAAUUCUAUGCUAUAGUGGGUCAAAAAAAAACAAGUACAAAAUGUCUGUUCAGAACUUUAAAAACAAUUAAAGAUUAUGGUAAACACGAAGUGGACAGUGGAUUGAAACAACUCAUUCACACAGUCACAUCAGCUCUGCUGCUGACCUGCAGACACUAGAGCCCCUGUAAAGACCUGGAAAAACUUGACUUGUGAAGACCAGAGUCUGUCUUGAAGCAGUUCUUUCCUUUCCUUGCCAGUUUAUUUUUAUACAGAAACACUGCCCUCUUGUGGGAUAGAUUGUAAAAAAAAACAGUUAUCUCUGAGUGUCUCAACAUGAUCAUGGUAAUAUUAAAAGGUAACAAACUUGAAGGUUUGUUGAAAUAAAGAAGAUGCGGUUCAUAUCAAGCAAGGGGCCCCCAGCAUCACAUCAUUUCUUAAGUUUCUACACUAGAUACAGGGAGAAUCAAUAAAUGUAAACCUCAAUGCUUCUCAAGGAGACAGUGACAAAUGUAUUUGUACUCCGUAUUAAGACUAGCUGUUUUGUAUAUCUUCGCUGGCUUUUAUCAUGUAUUCUGAUCAGGUAUUCUGAUUUGUAAUAAAUUGAUCUAUUUUAUCAUG
This is a messenger RNA of Polyodon spathula (Mississippi paddlefish), 3644 nucleotides long. Its product is annotated as sulfate transporter-like. Gene Ontology annotation, cellular component: membrane. Gene Ontology annotation, biological process: transmembrane transport. Gene Ontology annotation, molecular function: chloride transmembrane transporter activity; oxalate transmembrane transporter activity; secondary active sulfate transmembrane transporter activity. Bases 130 to 2268 code for a protein of 712 amino acids. The record is from RefSeq and is a predicted model, not a curated record. The transcript has 4 exons. NCBI's taxonomy places the organism in Eukaryota, Metazoa, Chordata, Actinopteri, Acipenseriformes, Polyodontidae.